Messenger RNA from Cornus florida, 1089 nucleotides. RefSeq lists its product as uncharacterized. The transcript has 2 exons. The record is from RefSeq and is a predicted model, not a curated record. Lineage: Eukaryota; Viridiplantae; Streptophyta; Magnoliopsida; Cornales; Cornaceae. Bases 97 to 855 code for a protein of 252 amino acids.
AUAAGGAGCAAUUUCCUUUUUCUGUGAUUUUUUAUCUUCAUCUUUUGAAGGAUGUAAUCAUAAUUUUCCUGUGAUUUGUUCCGAUCAACCUCUCUAAUGAAAAUUACUUUGUCUGGAAAACUAAUGCUUCGUCUUAUUCAGAGUCAAGGCAUGGUUGGUUUCAUAAAUGGUGAGGUUUCAGCACCAACUGAAAGGAUUACAAUACCAGAUGAUGGCGAUGAUAGCUCUAUGGACGGCAUGAGGGAGAUAGAGAACCCAAAUCACCAGGAAUGGAAAAGAUCUGAUGCUCUAUUACAAAGAUGGAUGAAAGGGACGAUCGAUGAACACCAUGUUCUUCCAGAUGUGGAGUGCUUGGAAACUACUAAAGAUUUGUGGGAAAGGUUAACUGUUCAGCAAGAAAGUAAUAUGGAGUACCCGUACCCAAUAGAUGUCAACGUGAAUGAUUUUGUUCCCUUAAAGCUUUCCAGUAGCAACUCUGUUAUGUGGACAAGGAUGAUGCUUCGUCUUUUUGAGAAUGAAGGCUUGGUUGGUUUCAUUUUGCCAGAUGAUAAUAUGUUCAUCCCGAGAGCAUAUUCAUUGGCAUGGAAAAGAACAGAUGUGUCGGUGCAAGGCUGGAUAAUAAGGACGAUCAAUGAAGAAUUCCUUCCACAUGUGGUGGACACAAAAACAGCCAGGGAUAUGUGGACAAAUUUAGAGAGAGCCUUCAUUGUUAAAGACCGGAGAGCCACAUGUUUGGAACGUCCCUCUACUGAAACUGUUAUUGGUAAGGUUAAUUGGGCAUAUCUCUCAGCUUCGUGCUCACCGUCCAUGGCUAUCUUUGGUUUCAACCGCAACAACCUAUCAAAGACUGGUUAAAGGAAAUUCUGACAACGACCUGAAUCAAAGACCGAUGGAAGGAUGCAAUCAUCAGCGGCGGUGACAACUUGAGCACUGUAGAGUUAGAAUUGGUAUUAAGCACCAGCGAUGAGUGAGGCGGAUAUAUGAUGCAUACGCGCGUGUGUAUAUAUAUAUAUAUAUAUAUAUAUAUAUGUAUAUAUAAGAAAAGAAAAAAAUUAGGCUUUUUUUUUUUUUUUUUUUCUUUUUUUAUAU